Megalops cyprinoides (Indo-Pacific tarpon) is the source of this 1629-nucleotide messenger RNA. RefSeq names its product cyclin A2 (gene ccna2). Gene Ontology annotation, biological process: regulation of cyclin-dependent protein serine/threonine kinase activity; mitotic cell cycle phase transition. Gene Ontology annotation, cellular component: nucleus; cyclin A2-CDK2 complex; cytoplasm. The transcript has 8 exons. Lineage: Eukaryota; Metazoa; Chordata; Actinopteri; Elopiformes; Megalopidae. Bases 271 to 1560 code for a protein of 429 amino acids. The record is from RefSeq and is a predicted model, not a curated record. Gene Ontology annotation, molecular function: cyclin-dependent protein serine/threonine kinase regulator activity.
GCAGCUGCCUGAAAAAUAUAGCCAGCCAGCUAUGUGCUUUUAGAUUCGCUUGAUAAUUUUCAUCGCAGCCAGCUUGUUAGCUAGCAUGCCAUUGAAUAUUUAGUUUAGAUAGCUCGAAUGGUAGCUAGCUACCUUGCUUUGCUUUUAUUUUCCAGUUUUAAACGUCACAACUGAUAUUUGGCGCAUAAUCAGCCUGCAGAUCUGGUAGAUCGCAAUUUGUUUUAUUUUAAAUUUACAUUUGAAACCUUGCUAUUUUAGUGUACCGGCAUAAUGGCAUCCAAUCGAGCACAAGGAGGAGUAACUGAUAUUUCAGCGGCAGACUAUCCCAAUCAAGAAAACGUGCUUUCGAGGUUGAGAGUUGCAGCAAAAAGUGGAGUUGAAAAUCAAGAGAAUAUAAACCCCAAACCAUCCAACAGGACUGUCUUAGGAGUCUUGCAGAAUAACCAACGGAGCAGACCACACUUGCAGCGCGGCGCAAAACAGGGUACGUCCUCUCAAGUGCUGUCCUGCAAGAAUGAAGACUCUGGCAAAGGUUUUGCUGAGAGAGCGGGAAGCAAACAGCCUGCUUUCCAGAUCCAUAUGGACGAGCCCGAUGGCGCUUGCACUAAGAAGCAAGUGUCUAAAACCAAGUCCCCUUCAGAGAAUGCCCUUGCAUUGCAUCCAUCCGUAACGCGCCUAAGACAGCCUCUCUCCACUAUCGACAUAUCAAUGGAUGCAGGUUUUGAUUCUCCCAUGGAUAUGUCCAUAGUUGAUGCCGAAGAGAAGCCAGUAAACACGAACGAAGUAACUGAUUAUGCUGCUGAAAUCCACACAUACUUGAGGGAGAUGGAGUUAAAGUGCAGGCCAAAAGCUGGCUACAUGAAAAAGCAGCCAGAUAUCACGAACAGCAUGCGGGCCAUCCUGGUCGACUGGCUGGUCGAGGUCGGGGAGGAGUACAAGCUCCAGAAUGAGACGCUCUACCUGGCGGUCAACUACAUCGACCGCUUCCUGUCCUCCAUGUCUGUAUUGAGAGGCAAACUGCAGCUGGUCGGGACCGCAGCCAUGCUGCUGGCUUCGAAAUUUGAAGAGAUCUAUGCCCCAGAGGUGGCAGAGUUCGUCUACAUCACCGAUGACACCUACACAAAGAAGCAGGUGUUAAGGAUGGAGCACCUCAUCCUCAAAGUCCUGUCGUUUGAUCUCGCCGCUCCGACCAUCAACCAGUUUCUCACCCAGUACUUCUUGCACCAGCCUGUCGACAGCAAGGUUGAGAGCUUGUCAAUGUUCCUUGGGGAGCUGAGUUUGGUGGACUCAGACCCUUUCCUGAAAUAUCUUCCAUCCCAAACAGCAGCAGCUGCCUUUGUGUUGGCCAACUAUACACUUACAAGGGGCUCAUGGUCCCGGGCUCUGGUGGAUGUGACGGGCUACAGCCUCGAGGAUCUCAUGCCGUGCGUCACAGACCUGCACGAAACCUACCUCAACGCCGCCCGGCACUCCCAGCAGUCAGUGCGUGAGAAGUACAAGGGCUCAAAGUACCACGAAGUCUCCCUCAUUGAGCCACCAGAGAAACUGUUCCUGAACUGAUUUCCUUUGUAAUAAAAUGCAAAGAGCGUUUUGUAGGUUUUUAUAUACAGUUAUUUUUGUAAUGAAAAG